CGGGAGGCGGCCCGGGGGCCGCGGGGGCCGCUGACCGGGGAGGCGGAAGGCGGCGGGGCCGGGCCAUGGGGGACGGAGCCGUUCGCAGCCGCCGGAUCCCGGAAUCCAGCCGGAGCCGGAGCGGCGCCCCCUGCUGAGCCCCGAGAGCCGGGCCAGCAGCCGGAUGCCCGGGCCCAUUGGGCGGGCCGGUGGCCGCGUGCGGGAUGAGCAGACUGCUCGGGGGGACGCUGGAGCGCGUCUGCAAGGCCGUGCUCCUACUCUGCCUGCUGCACUUUCUCGUGGCCGUCAUCCUCUACUUUGACGUCUACGCCCAGCACCUGGCCUUCUUCAGCCGCUUCAGUGCGCGAGGCCCCGCCCGUGCCCUCCACCCAGCCGCCAGCAGCAGCACCAACUGCUCUCGGCCCAACGCCACUGCCCCCAGCUCCGGGCUCCCCGAGGCUCCCAGCGCCCGGCCGGGCCCCACGGCUCCUGUCCUGCCACCCUGUCCUGACUCGCCGCCUGGUCUUGUGGGCCGGCUGCUGAUUGAGUUCACCUCACCCAUGCCCCUGGAGCGGGUGCAGAGGGAAAACCCAGGCGUGCUCCUGGGCGGCCGCUAUACACCACCCGACUGCACGCCAGCCCAGACGGUGGCGGUCAUCAUCCCCUUCCGACACCGGGAGCACCACCUACGCUACUGGCUCCACUAUCUGCACCCAAUCCUCAGGCGACAGCGGCUGCGCUAUGGCAUCUAUGUCAUCAACCAGCACGGUGAGGACACCUUCAACCGGGCCAAGCUGCUCAACGUGGGUUUCCUAGAGGCACUGAAGGAGGACGCCACCUACAACUGCUUCAUCUUCAGUGAUGUGGACCUGGUGCCCAUGGAUGACCGCAACCUAUACCGCUGUGGCGACCAGCCUCGGCACUUCGCCAUUGCCAUGGACAAGUUCGGCUUUCGGCUGCCCUAUGCUGGCUACUUUGGAGGUGUGUCGGGCCUAAAUAAAUCCCAGUUCCUGAGAAUCAAUGGCUUCCCCAACGAGUACUGGGGUUGGGGUGGUGAGGAUGACGACAUCUUCAACCGGAUCUCCCUGGCUGGGAUGAAGAUCUCGCGCCCAGACAUCCGCAUAGGCCGCUACCGCAUGAUCAAGCACGACCGGGACAAGCAUAAUGAGCCCAACCCUCAAAGGUUUACCAAGAUUCAAAACACGAAGCUGACCAUGAAGCGGGACGGCAUCGGGUCAGUGCGGUACCAGGUCUUGGAGGUGUCUCGGCAACCGCUCUUCACUAAUAUCACAGUGGACAUUGGGCGGCCCCCAUCAUGGCCCCCUCGGGGCUGACACCAAUGGACAAAGGCUACCAGUGCCAAGGAUUGCCUGCCAGAGGACUGACCUACAGCCUGGCUGGUGGCUGCUCUGUGACAGAUCCCCCAGGACAGAGACUGUGGGCUCUGUUUUCUGAGGGUCUUCAGUAGGCCCCCCAGCUACACCUGGAAGUUUCAGAACCUACUUCAGGGAGCUUCUGUCCUGGGCAGGCCCCUCAAGUGUGGCCCUCUCUGGGGUCAACCGUUCUUCCUGCUCCUCCCUCCCCAGUUCAGCCCCCCUCACUGUCAGGGUUGGGCCAGCCCCUGCACUGCCUCGCUGAGUGGCCUGGGCCAGGUCACUCCACCUCUCUGUGCCUCAGUUUCCCCCCCCCUUGAGUCCCCUAGGGCCUGGAAGAGUGGGAGGUAUGACUAGGGGGCAAUGUCGCUUCCAGGGGGAAUUCUCAGACCUGGGGAUCCCCCAUGCUCCCAGGGGAGGGGAAACCUUUUUCACUCAACAUUGUAGGGGGCAAACUCCGGUGCACCCCCUGCUGAGGAGCAGCGCCAGGAGGGGACCAGAGUGGGUGCUGUGUCGCUGCCUGGGAUCUUGGGGUCGGGCUUUGCAUGGGGGCGGAUGGGGCUCGGAUCCGCCGCCCCUCUCAGAGAGAAGGCAGUAGCCCCAGGGCCGGCUCGUGUUUGUACAUUGCACAGAAACUUGUGUGGGUGCUUUAGUAAAAAACGUGAAUGGA
Messenger RNA from Kogia breviceps (pygmy sperm whale), 2022 nucleotides. RefSeq names its product beta-1,4-galactosyltransferase 2 (gene B4GALT2). The record is from RefSeq and is a predicted model, not a curated record. Gene Ontology annotation, cellular component: Golgi apparatus. Gene Ontology annotation, biological process: carbohydrate metabolic process. Lineage: Eukaryota; Metazoa; Chordata; Mammalia; Artiodactyla; Physeteridae. Gene Ontology annotation, molecular function: galactosyltransferase activity.